This is a messenger RNA of Knipowitschia caucasica, 330 nucleotides long. The record is from the annotation of a GenBank genome assembly. Lineage: Eukaryota; Metazoa; Chordata; Actinopteri; Gobiiformes; Gobiidae.
AUGAGUGUUCUUCGUCCUAACAAAGGAAAUGUUUGUGGUGAAGCCUUUAACCAGUGGAGGGGAAAGUGCCCCCCUGUGGAGAGCCCCUGUCAGCCUCAGACCUGGGCAGGCCCUGUCCCCUCCAUACUGCCCAGCGGGUCGCCCCUGGACCCACUCCCACAUGUACGCAAAGGGACCAGAAACAUGUGGAUAUACUGUAUCAGCCCAGGGAUUGAGGAGGAGACUGAGGAGGAGGCUGAGGAGGAGACUGAGGAGGAGACUGAGGAGGAGACUGAGGAGGAGACUGAGGAGGAGGCUGAGGAGGGAAACAGGGCGUCAAAGUCAAACUAA